GUACAUGUCAUUCGCGUGGUUACGGACAAGGCCGACUUAGAUGAAGGUAAACAGGAGAGAUAUUCCUUCGAAUAGUUCUCUUCACCAAUAUCAGACUGGAAUUGGAGGGAUUUGCUCUAGCAGGAGAAAGUGAACUUCUAGAAGCAGACUUUAAGAACAGCAUUACAGUUUAUGUCAACGGAAUGUAUCAGAUCUAAUCUAGAUCACUUCAAGAAGUAGGUAAACGGAAUUUUGUCAGCGACAUAAUCGUUCAACUUGUGACAUCUGCCAGAAUCUUGAUAGAAUGGACCAGGAAAUCAUGGGGAAGAAAUAAAUGCCGAUGGACUGCGCAGGGACUCUCUCUGGACUAUGUUAUAGGUGAAUCGAGAUUGUAGCCUACGGUAACAUCUCAAGAAUAUCCAGCAGGACAGAAUUUGGAUGUCACAGAAGGAAAACAUGGAAAAUAUGAUGUAAUAAAUAUAAGCUGAGGGACAUAUUUAGUUCAGAUCAAUGAAGUGGACGAAUCUCGCAGGAAGUGCUUUUGCUUUAAACAUAAAAUUAUUACGAAAUUGAGCAGAAUUGAGGAAGAUGAGGAAUAAGAGAAAGGAAAUAUCUUUGUUAGACAUCAGGCAUACUCACCAAGGUUAGAGACGAUCAGGAUGCAGUAAGAAUACCGAUGUGGACAUUUUUUUUGUUGAUGAGUGACUAGAAACAUGGGAUCAAAGGGGUCAAAGAUAGCUUCAUCUCCGAAGCCAAAGGGGGAAGAAGAAGAGGAGGUAAGUUCCAGUGGUGCCAGCAACAUCAACACCAGGAGGCGCAAGAAGGACCGUCAUGGAGAAGCAUCCUCCAGAUCUCCGAAGUCGAACCGCAAGAAACCCAAGCGGAAGAUCACUCUGAACCCUUUGUCCUACCACAGCCAUAGUGUCUUCAGUUCGAUGGAAAUCGACAAAACACUCCGGAAAAGUUCGGUGGACGUCAGGAACAAGCUGACGGACUCGAUGAAGUCGAUCAGAUCGGACGCGUCGGUCUCGGACGCCUCGUGGUACACGGACAACAGUUCCGUGGAACUCAUUGACCAUGAAGUCUUCGAGUACCCAUUUGAGAACUUGAUCUUCGAAGGCGGAGGAAACAAGGGUUUGGCGUAUGCUGGUGCUAUCCGGGAGCUUGAAAGAGUUGGAAUAUGGAAGAACAUCAAACGACUCGGAGGGGCAAGUGCGGGGGCAAUGACUGCGGCCCUCAUGGCGAUCGGAUACAACUCUUAUGAACUGAAAGAAUUUCUGAGCAUGAACCUCCAGGGAUAUUUCCUAGAUGCAAGGUGCGCCACGUGUAGUCUUCUUCCAAACCUCCUGAGGCAUUUUGGGUGGCAUCCUGCGCGUCGUCUCUUCGAGUGGUUCGGAGAUAGACUAGAGGAGCAGACUGGUGAUGCCGAUGUAACCUUUAAACAGCUGUACGACCGAUUGGGCAAAGAGCUGUGUAUCGUGGUCACCAAUCUGAAUCACAUGGAUGCCGAGUAUUGUCACGUGAAGACUACGCCAAAUAUGCCGAUAAGGAUCGCAGUGCGCAUGUCUCUUGCAAUCCCAGGUUUGUUUGGUGCUGUGAGGUGUGAAAAACAAGGGAGUCAUGAUUAUUAUGUAGACGGGGGUGUCCUCUGCAACUAUCCUUUACAUUGCUAUGACGGUUGGUGGCUUUCGAUGAAACCUCAAGACAGUAUGCUGAGAAGACUUCAGCCACUUGAAGACAUCGGUAAACUAUGGGACAAGAAGGAACGAUUUGGAACCAUUAACCCGAAAACAAUCGGACUCUACCUCUACAGCAGCGAUGAACAGGAUGUUAUGGUUUCAAAGCUACAAAGGAGGAAAAUGCACAAUGUAAAACGACCUGACACAAAACUUUCCAAGAAGAGGGAAGGAAUCAGAGAGGUGAAAGACGCGGCCGUGCGCGAGCACGCUAUCAUUACCCAGGCGUUGUCGAGUUUUCUUAGACUCCUUGCCGAAAGCGACGUCGACGAGAGCGGCUCGAUCACGAGAAAAGAACUCCAGCAGGCAUUUUCCAAGAAGGUGGAUUACUUUACGGACGGGCACCGUCGAACUCUUUUCGGGGACAACUGCCAAGUCGAUGAUAUUUUCGACUAUUUGAACCACGAAAAGGAUGAUGAGAUAACCUACCAGGAAUUACAAGACUUCGCUGAGAAACGGGGCGUGGCCAUCCAAUCCAGUUUCGAGGGAUACGGGAGAAAAGAGAUCAAGUCAUUUGGUCAGUUCCUCGGAGCUCUUUCCGACACCCUACUCGUUAAUGUCAAAAGAAUUUUUACCACGGACGAGGACAUCGGCCGAACGAUUGGUAUCGAUACCGUCUAUGUUGGUACCACUGAUUUUGAACUGGAAGAGGGCGACAUACAAUUUUUGUUUGAGCAAGGAGAGCGAGCAGUUCGAUCUUACCUCCGCCAUUAUGUGAGACUCCACGACCCACCUCUGAAGAAAGAACUGCGAGGCGGAAGAACAACAGAGAGCACAUUUCCCUAUAGAGAACCCAAGCAACAGCUUCACGCAGAUCAAGAGCUAGCAAGGGACUCCAAACAAGGGUCUGCCGUUCUAUCCCGCACUAACUUACACUCGCAUAACCUAAGUGUGAAUGCAACCUCGCAAGAUACAUUGGAUAGGUCGGCCCCGUUGCCGAGUCGCCUGGACAGUGGACCGCCGAUACUUAUCUCGGAACCGACGGAAUAAGUGCCUCGUAGCCGCACCCGGUUGCCGCCACUCGAAGGCACUAGUCACAGAAGUCCCUCACCAACAAGGUUCGAUGUUAUCCCCAUGGGCUCUCGCAGUUCGCUUCGUCUUGGGAACUCUCCGAUUUCAUCUCCAAAGUUGCUUCAUGGUGAGAACUGCCCGAGUACAUCUCCAAGGAGUAUGUCUCCGGGCUUGUUUCAUGGCGGGAACACUCCGACGAGAUCUCCGAGAUUGAUUCAUGAUGGAUAUUCUCGAAGUACAUCUCCUCGAUCAAGGUCUGACGGGGAAAAGCUUGUACGUGCGAAGAGAGGGAAAAGGUCAGCAAAGGACUUGUUAAACAGUGCAUUUGAUCAGUACGAUUCUUGAGAAAGGGCCUUAUUAUGAUUUUUUCUUUUAAUACAGAACAAAAGUCUCUAUUUAAUGCAGGUUCUGAGCGUCUUCCAAUCAAAUCAGAUCGAACCAUCAUGGCUGAUGAGUUUCGAGUUGGUGUUAACUUUAGUUUUGUCAGAGUAGGAAAUUUGAUUUUGAUUUUCGCAAGAGUGGGGGACAUCACAUUAUGCAGAAUAGCGCUUAUAGUUAUAUAUCUGUCUAAGUGUGGAAAACAAUUUUUUGUGUUUUCCCUGCAAAUGCACUAAGAAAUGAUAUUCAAAAGACACGCAGUCUCUUUCAGAUUACAAAUCUAACAAAAGUGAAUUUGGUCUUUUUUGAAAAGAUGUUGGAAAUAUUUAUAUGUAUUUCUCCCACUAUUACCUCUUAGUCAACUUUCCGAUCCCCACCCAUUGAUUUAACUCUGGCUAGUUUUUAGGCAAAAGGCUACAUUUAGAUGCACAUAUCUUGAAUACAGAAACCUACAUGUGUUGUAGUAUGUUAUUUAUUUGUAGUUCGAUUUCUUAGAAUUCCAUUGCAAUGCAUCAAUUAUUGAUUAUGGAUUUAUUUUUUGCACAUAGGAAAGCUAUAUUUAAGUCAUCACUAUUUGCCUAAUUGCCUUGCACACUUUUUCUUUGCAAUAAAAGUUAAUUACGCAGUUGCAAUGAUGGAAAAUUCAUCAUUACGUUAAUUGUUUAACAAAAACUUGGAAUUUAUUUUAUAGUUUUACUUUAUAGCUGCACAUGUUAGCCAUCUAGGUAUAGGCAAAUGAACUGGUGCUUGACAAGAAACUUAACACUGUAAUAAAGAAGAAAUACUGGAGCAAAGUGUUAAGUUAACCAACUAAUCAAAUAUAUUUAUUAAUUUUGCACAUCAUCAUGUGCUAAUUAUUGCUUUACAUAACUACAAAUGUGAUCACAUUUUCACUGUUGGCAUUAAUAAGAAAUACUUUGACAUAACAUCAAGUCAGUGUGACAUUUCAAAAGUGGAAUGUGUUAACUCGUUAAGUCAUUUUGUAACCCUGAAGAGACAAAAUAUCCUUUUCUUUCUGAAAAAAGAAAAAAUUACAAUAGCAGACCUCCUAACCCUUCAUAACACAGAAAUUUUGAUAAUUUUGCUCCAAAGAGAACCUUACCAAAGAUAUAGAUAUAAGUGAAGUGAACUAAGAAAAUCUGUACUUAUUUUGAGAUAAUAAUACAAGUAUGGUAUCUUCAUCACUUUGGCAGUAUUUUUUUUAUACAUACAAAAAAAAAUCGAUUCCUUCAAACAAUUCAAAUGUUCCUAAAAUUUUUAACAGCACUGUAAAAUAUUAACAAUUUUUUAUAAAGAAGUAUUUUGGAUGAGAAAAUUGCUCACAAUGUACAUGUAAUGCAUUGUAUAAAUCAAUAUGGGAAGAAUUUUACCCCACAAAAUAAAUAAGACAAAAAAUGGGUAAGAUUCACUUGGUCUACAAGUAGUUUGUCUAAUUCUGAGACACUCUUAUACUACAUUUAGUCGGCUAAACCCAGUGGUCCGUGUUCUUAAACCCUGGGGCCCAUUUCAUAAAGCUGUUCGUAAGUUAAAUGACGUUCACCAUUAUUUGUUGGUGAUUAUUUAGCGCGUAAGAAAGUAUCACCAGUCGUUCUUAAAGUCGCUCUUAACUUACGAUCAGCUUUAUGAAACACCCAUCAGGUUUAAAGUUGUAGUUUAACUAUGGAAAGCCAGUUGUUACAUAUAUUUCUAACAGUAGAGGUUCAAUCAGCUCAUUUGACUCCCAAAACGUUAAAUGCCUGGGAAGGAUAAGUAUGACAGUCUUCACCAUUAAAGAAUUAGAAAAGACCACAGUAAACAUAAGAAGCAAUCACUGUAAACAAAAUUCUGAAACGUCUGGCUUCUCAUAAUUUUAGCACAGAGUUAGACAUGGUCUAAGUUAAACCCGACUUAAGAAUAUGGGCCAAGUCCAAUACCCACUUAGUCAAUUUGUCUACAUAUUAUUUACCGCUUUAAAAAAUUAAGAUUGGGUACAGUUCAUUUAAUCAGAGAGACAAAGUAAUUGUACACCAAGUGGCAAUUUACCCCAAAAUGUACCAAAAAUGAAAAAAAAUAUUUAUGUUACUGGCAUGUGGUCAGAACAAGGAUUAGAGGAAAGCCCUUCUCAACUACUGCAUAUGCCUUUAAAAUAUGAAUUCAUUAACUUGAUCUGUGCACCUUUAAAAGAUGGGUUAACCAUGUGACAUUUGUAAUUCAGUGAGUGUUGCUUCCUCUUUGUGUAUCUUGUUUUUAAUUCUACUAUAUUCAAUAACUGUGAUUUUCUUAAUUCUGUGAAUAUUUUAUUUUUAGCUUUUAAGUAUAUACUUUCAAUACCAUUAUAUUGUGGCUGGUUAGGAGGUGGAACUAAAUUUUAUCAAAAAUUCUCGGUGGAUUUUGACAAAUACAAAUAUUUUUGUAAGAUGUACAAGAUAAUGACAAUCACUUAACAUUGUAAUUUUCCCCCUAUCUUUGCCAAUAGAAGGGGAAAACCCAUCAUUUAGCUCUAGUUAACAAGGAAGAAGUAUUGAAAUACAAUCCCUUUCAGCUAUCAUUAAAACAUUUCACUUAAAUUUGUAUCAGUGCAUACAAAGGCUUGUGAAUGGUACUUCAAAGGCUCAGGGAAAAUUUUGCCGUGUUUUGGAUUGAUUUUAUAUUAACUUUAAACAAAUGAUAGUUGUGAAUUUCCACUGUCAUGUUAACAAUACAAUAUUGCUACCAUAUGUACACAGGCUAAGUGUAUUCCUGAUAAUUCAUUUAUUAACAUUAAACAUACAUUCUUACCAUUUGAUAUAAUAUUGAUGCAAAUAAAUUGUGAACAUGAAAUAUA
Molecule: messenger RNA, 5907 nt
Organism: Lytechinus pictus (painted urchin)
Lineage: Eukaryota; Metazoa; Echinodermata; Echinoidea; Temnopleuroida; Toxopneustidae
Exons: 10
Coding region: 693-2705 (670 amino acids)
Biological process (GO): lipid metabolic process
Molecular function (GO): calcium ion binding
Source: RefSeq, a predicted model, not a curated record